GAGAGGUGACAAAAUGGAGACCGCGUUGAGGAAAAAUCAGAUGAAAGCAACAAAAGAGAGAUUAAAAUUGGCAGACAAAUAAUAUUAUAUAAAAAAUAUUAACUACUGUCUGCUAAAGAUGGAUCCACUACCACAGCCGGCUAACAGAAAAGCUCUCCCAGCAAACAUCUAAGACUUUUCUCUCUCAGAACAUCUUCAGACAACUCACUUACCCAAUGCCUAUGUCCUUUAUUUGUCUCUUGUCUAACACUUUUUCCUCAUCUUUUCCUCCCUAUAUUACCCCCUCUUUCUGUUCCACUACGCCUUUAUCCCCAACAAAUUAAUUUCUUUGUGAGGAUUUGGGAGUUUUAAUUAACAAUUUCCAUGGAAUCCAACCAGCUUGAAGACUCCAAAAGCUCGAGUGAAGAUACUGAUCGAUCGGAGCAAAGCAACGAUGAUAUAGGCACUGGCCGGUCCUAUGACUGUGUGUUUUGCAAGAGAGGGUUCAACACAGCACAAGCUUUAGGAGGGCACAUGAAUAUCCACAGGAAAGAUAGAGCCAAGAGCAGGCCUAGUUCAGUUCCUAUAGUUUCAGGCAAAGUAGAUGAUGACUAUUACGCAAGCCUUAGGUCCUAUUCCUAUCCACCAAUCCAAAGCUAUCAGCCGUAUUACCCCAUAGCUCCUGAGGCACAUGUAAGUUAUCAAGCUUUUUUUCCAUCUUCUGGUUGGGGUUUUAGACCCCCACACACACACCACAGUGAUGAGUUGUUUGUGGACAAUUCACAGCAUAUGAAUCCAUAUGGGGAGGAGGAUUGGCCUAGGAGUCUUAGCUUGCGAAUUGGUCCAUCCCAUGUAGAUGAUCAUGAAAACAAGAAGACAGAUGGAAGUAGCCAAGAAGAUGAAUUAGACUUGGAGCUUCGAUUAGGUCAUGAUCCAUAAUAUUAUAUAUACAUAUAAUUAAAAACUUUCUCUACAUAUAAAGUAGUUGUGGAUAUUCUUUAUGAAGUACUAAAUAGCUUGGACGGUUAUAUUUUCCGAUGUGGGAAAAAGUUAAUGAGAUACAUCAAGUUGUUUCGUCCACAUUGAUAAAUGUAUUUGCGCUUAUUUUUAUGGCGAUUGUGACUGAGGAAGCAGAAUAUAAGAAGAAUAAUGAGCAGAAAGAAGAACAGGAAGAAGGAAAGGAGUUUUUUUCAUGCCUCAUAAUUCAAAGAGCGAGGGAAGGCAAGAUGGAUUCUGUAAGAUGUUCUUCUUUUUUAUGUGUGCUCUUUUGCACAAUCUUGUUUUCUUCUACUUAGUAGUAUUUGUAGAAAAUUUUCUGUUAUUUCAUGUUUUAUAAGAAGUUGAACUCGAAAUAUUUUCCUGUGAUUUAAUAAAGUGAGAAAUUAUUAGCAGACAUGGAGCUAUUUUCUUUGUAAGGUUUUUGAAUUUACAGGAAACCCUAAUUAAUGCUUUGUAGAAGAAUGAGAAAGGAAAACAGUGGAC
This is a messenger RNA of Durio zibethinus, 1461 nucleotides long. RefSeq names its product protein LATE FLOWERING-like. The record is from RefSeq and is a predicted model, not a curated record. Lineage: Eukaryota; Viridiplantae; Streptophyta; Magnoliopsida; Malvales; Malvaceae.